ACAGAAGCAUUGCAGACAGAACGACUGGGAGGUGUAGUGGAAGAAAGGCAAGAGAAACGGAGUAAAUGAAAACACUUUUUCCGAGAUUAUUGUGGGAUUUAUCUGCCAUAUAAUAACUGAAACAGUCCUCAGCAAUGUUCCGGAGUCACUUCUGAACCCUUGUCCAGGUCACCUGCGAGAGAAGAAGACUGCCCAGUUGGCCCCUGGCCACUCUCGGAAGCACACUCUCUCGGGGGGCACCGGGGCAGCAGCAGCCGCAGCAGCCGCAGUAGCCGUUCUCUGUCUGGCACCCCUGGGUCCACUGCCUGUCUGCCUGGCCGCCACGCAGCGCCAUCAUGUCGGACGGCGUGGUGAUCGUCAAGGAGGGAUGGCUGCACAAAAGAGGAGAGUACAUCAAGACCUGGCGGCCGAGGUAUUUCCUGCUGAAGAGCGACGGUACGUUUAUCGGCUAUAAGGAGCGGCCGCAGGAUGUGGAUCAGCUGGAGACGCCUCUGAAUAACUUCUCCGUGGCCCAGUGUCAGCUGAUGAAGACGGAGCGGCCGAAGCCCAACACAUUCAUUAUCCGCUGCCUGCAGUGGACCACUGUCAUCGAGCGCACCUUCCACGUGGAGACUCCCGAGGAAAGGGAGGAGUGGACGAAGGCCAUCCAAGCGGUGGCGGACGGCCUCCAGAAGCAGGAGGAGGAGAUGAUGGAGUCAGAACCGGACCCCAUGGACAUGGAGAUGUAUCUGACCAAACCCCGCCUCAAAGUGACUAUGCAUGACUUUGAAUACCUCAAGCUGCUGGGCAAAGGCACUUUUGGGAAAGUGAUCCUGGUGAAGGAGAAGGCAACGGGGAGGUACUAUGCCAUGAAGAUCCUCAAGAAGGAAGUCAUCGUGGCCAAAGAUGAAGUGGCACACACUCUAACAGAAAACCGAGUGCUCCAGAACUCCAAGCACCCGUUCUUGACGGGCCUGAAAUACUCCUUCCAGACCCACGACCGCCUGUGUUUUGUCAUGGAAUACGCCAACGGAGGAGAGCUAUUCUUCCACCUCUCGCGAGAACGUGUGUUCUCUGAAGAACGCGCUCGGUUCUACGGAGCAGAGAUUGUCUCGGCGCUGGACUACCUGCAUGCCGAGAGGAAUGUGGUCUACAGGGACCUGAAGCUGGAGAACCUGAUGCUGGACAAAGACGGCCACAUCAAGAUCACGGACUUCGGCCUGUGCAAGGAGGGCAUCACAGACGGUGCGACCAUGAAGACGUUCUGUGGAACCCCCGAGUACCUGGCCCCAGAGGUGCUGGAGGAUAAUGACUACGGCCGCGCGGUGGACUGGUGGGGGCUGGGCGUGGUGAUGUAUGAGAUGAUGUGCGGGCGGCUGCCCUUCUACAACCAGGACCACGAGAAGCUGUUUGAGCUCAUCCUGAUGGAGGACAUCCGCUUCCCCCGCACCCUCUCCCCAGAGGCCAAGUCCCUCCUCUCCGGCCUGCUCAAGAAGGACCCCAAGCAGAGGUUAGGAGGUGGACCUGAUGACGCCAAGGAGAUCAUGCAGCACAAAUUCUUUGCUGGCAUUGUGUGGCAAGAUGUCUAUGAAAAGAAACUGGUCCCACCUUUCAAGCCCCAGGUAACCUCGGAAACGGACACACGGUAUUUCGAUGAGGAGUUCACUGCACAGACCAUCACGAUUACUCCACCUGGACAAGUAGACGAGAGCAUGGAGUCUUUUGACAGCGAACGGAGACCUCACUUCCCCCAGUUCUCUUACUCGGCGAGCGGAACCGCCUAGAAGGUCCUCCUCACGUUCCUCUGCAUUCCCCAGCAGUUCCGUUCAUUUCCAGCCAUCCCAGCAGACUGCACGCUCCAGGACUGUGGCAUGUUCCUCACCACCUCUUUUUCCUCCUCUCUCUCUCUCUUUCCUUCUUUCCUUCCACUCCUGCACAAGUCUCUGAUUGUGUUCUAGUACAGACAUCUCUCUCUCUCUCUCUCUCUGUCUCUCUGUUAAAAAAAAAAUGUUAAAAAAGACCUUGCCUAAGGAGAAGAUGUGAAAGAAACAAGAAAAAAAACAGAACAAAGAACUCUGGUUAUUUUUGUGGCCUUAGAUUUCUUUUUGCUGUCUUUUCCGGGGAUGUGAAAGAGGUUACACUACAUUGCGUUUCCAACAUGAAUCGCCAUGAUCAGACAAUCCUAAUGUUCAUUAAGAUUCAGCUAAUGGGAUGGAUUAUUAUGCUGAAAGAGAACAAAUGUUAAAUGGCAGGGUAAAGAGGAGAAAUCCUGUGUCUGAAUUCACCUAAAAUGAAAAGACUGAAAACUAAAAUAAAUAUUAUAUUGCUAUGGACCAAUCAUGACCUCAAUGUUGAGAAUUCUUCCUUGCCCCCCAAAUGAAUAGUUUUUCAAAAGGCUCCAUUUUGGGCUAUUACUCUUAAAAGAAAGAGAGUCAGACUCACUGUCGGUCUGACACCAGUCUCUGAGAAUGUAGAGGUCCAUUCACUGAGACUGUCAUGUCCUCCGGAGAUGUAUCCCUAAUAACAGAAGUCCAGUCAAAUCAAAUGAAAACUGACCUAUGAAUAAGACCUUGUAUUGAUCAUUUUGCCUCCACAGUGGACCAUCCACCUUAAAAUGCCCCUGCUACACCACUUAGACAUGUGCAAUACAGUAAUAGACCAAGCAGAGGCAUCAUGACCCCAGUAGAAGGACUUCAUGCUUAAUAUUAUACUAAUGCUGUCCAGCAUGAAGCAACCUUGUCCAGUUGUUAAGAACGUCACUUCAAAACUGGGACCAAGUGUAUGGGACCAACUUAAGUACAGAUAUUGGUCUUUUGAUAAAUAAACAAUGAUACCACCCAAGACUCUUUUUUGGACCUAACCAACCCCCUCCAUCCCAAAACCCACACACGUGCACACACACACACACACACACACACACACACACACACACACACACACACACACACACACACACAUAGACACACUUGUCCUUAUUUCAGUGCUUGUGUGUUUCUUUUCUUCCUGAAAUCUGCCCCACUCCCCAGCAAUUUCUCUGCAGAUCCCACAUAGCCGUUCAGGUACUUUUCUGGAUUUCUUUUUAUCUCUCUCUCUCUCUCUCUCUCUUUCCCUCUCUUUCUCUCUUUGUUGUUCUUAACCGGGUUUUUCCUGUAUUGGGACACCAAGGUCCCAGUGCCUUCACCACAGCCUCAGUGAGGUCACCAUUAUAGUACACACUCUUCCUCUCUCUCUCAGAGACAAACUGGCUUUUUUGGUUCAGGGGAGACACACUCACGUCAAGUCACGAUUCAUGCCUUCAAUCUCACUCACAGCAGAGGACCUCCAUUUUUCUCUAAGAAGUUUCCGUUGAUCUUAUUUAUAUGACAGAAGCAGUGGGUGGGAAUGAGGGGAUGGAUCAGGGCCAUGACAUGCACUUUGCAUCCCCCCUCCUCCCUGAGUAAAGAUAAAUGUUUGAUGCAUUUGUACACUUCUCUGUACUUUGUUACUCUUUGUCGUUGAAGGCAAUUUAUUCCACAUUUAUUCCACAAGUGUCGACUGAAAUUUGGUGUAAAUACCAUACAAUUUUUUUUUACAGCGAUUGACAUACAAUGAACGUCAGACUUAACUGUGUACAGAUAGGUGAAUCUGUAGGUAAACAUUUAUGGAAACAUUUCUGAAUACUGUAUGCCUUUUUAAAGAAAUUGAAAAACAAACACAGUGUUCGGAUUACAAAACGGCAAUUUCAAUACAUAACUCAUUCAAUGUACUCUAAUGAAUGUAAUGGCUUUUAACUUCUUUAUUUCUAUUGACUUCAAUUCCUACUUUGUAAGCAAUGUUCACAUUUUAGUUCUGAUUGUCUUCUAUGCAUAUGCCCACUCUGCCUUCCCUGUCACCUUUUUGAAAAUAGGGAGAAGUUUUACAUUUUUUUUAUUUUUUAUGAUUUUUAUUUGUUACUCUCGACCCUUCCCUUAAACUGAAGACACCAGCUUUCGUAAUGAAUAAUAUAAACUUUGUACACACUGUUCAGCUGUUUUUACGGUUUAGAAUGUUUUCCUUGGAAUUGAUCAAAUAAACAGUUUGACUAAA
Molecule: messenger RNA, 4044 nt
Organism: Alosa alosa (allis shad)
Lineage: Eukaryota; Metazoa; Chordata; Actinopteri; Clupeiformes; Clupeidae
Gene: akt1
Product: v-akt murine thymoma viral oncogene homolog 1
Exons: 14
Coding region: 336-1763 (475 amino acids)
Biological process (GO): protein phosphorylation
Molecular function (GO): ATP binding; protein serine/threonine kinase activity
Source: RefSeq, a predicted model, not a curated record